Messenger RNA from Seminavis robusta, 2461 nucleotides. NCBI's taxonomy places the organism in Eukaryota, Bacillariophyta, Bacillariophyceae, Naviculales, Naviculaceae. The record is from the annotation of a GenBank genome assembly.
UAGGCUGCUAUUAAUAAUAGGAAAACGUGGGGAAGAGCACCAAAGCUCGCGGGAAGGUCUCAUGCGCUGAUCAAGAUCCAUGUCGACCAUGCUGAUAAGACGCAAAACUAAACCUAGCUAGAUACCAAAGGCAAUCCUAGGUUUGAUUUGAUUUGAUUUGAUGGACAAGUAUAGUUACCAGGUACUAUGAGUGAUGUAGCUCAGAUUCUCGGAGGUACCAAGAACACAACAACGAAGGAUGCGAGUGAUCCCAUCAAGCCUCCUCCACGGCCCAAGGGCCAUCAUCCUUCUCGAGCCAGCAAGAUGAGUAUGAUGGCCAACAGCAGUAGCAGCACGUUGGAUCUUGUGGUGGGCCAAGAUCCAGCAUCGGCCGCAUUGCCACCCAUUGUUCCUACAACGACCACAGCUGAUGCCCUGGUCAAAGUGGGCAACAAAUGGAUCCAUACGCAGAAACCAGCCCGCAAAUGGAUUUGGGCCAAUUUUGCCUCGUCGGCUCGCAACGAUGGAUUACUCCUGAAUCACUGGGUGAGAGCGGGAGUCGAGUAUCCCGAUUACCCCUACGCCAAGUUUGACAUUCAUUUGGAGCCAGUUUCCUACACGGACGAAGAAUACUUUAGCAUUCUCAAACACGAGAAUUGGACCAAAGCCGAGACGGAUCAAUUGAUGGAACUCUGUCGCAUAUUUGAGCUGCGAUGGCCUGUCAUUUACGAUCGCUGGUUUGACAAGUAUCAUUACCGAGUUGAUGAUGUUGAGGAGGAAAAUAAAACCAAUAACAAUCCACAAAAAGAACAAGACAAGAAGGAAAAUUUUGCCAUGGUCUCACGAAAAAUUGAAGACUUGCAACAUCGCUAUUACAGUGUGGCGGCCAUUCUCAUGCAGCAUCGCAUUGCCCAAGAAGCCGCCGCCGAAGUCAAUGCCCUAGAAGGAUCUACUCCCGAUCCAACAGCAGCCGAUCCCAAAGCCGCUGCGGAUCAAUUGCUCCGAGACACGGCCGUGGCACGAACCGUCGCCGCGGGAGAUCCCCAACAUCAACCAUUGAUUCAAAAUAUUGGAACCGGUGCCAGCAACAAAGUAUUUGACUUGACAUAUGAACGAGAACGACGAGCCCAUUUGGAAAAAUUGUGGCAUCGGACCAAAGAAGAGGAAGAGGAAGAAGCCAAUCUACGAAAGGAACUACGGCUGGUCGAAACACAAUUGCGAAAACUCAAAAAAACGGGUGGCCACAUAAUUGCCGCACAAGAUUCCAACAACAAUAAUAAUAACAGCAGCAACAAUAAACAUGCGGCCAAAACUUCCGGCAACAAUACGGCACCCACAUCGGCAGCAUCGUCGCGGAAUGCUUCUCGGGCAGCGUCACCUGCCGAAGCUUCCGCCGAAGUCUUGCCAGAAGUGAAUUCCAAUGCGGAACUGUUGGAUCAAGCAUUUGCCUCCACGGCUCCCGUACCGACUCCGGGGACUCCCUACUUGCAAUCGGGACGGCUGGCACCUCCGGCCAUUGGUGGGGCCAUGGGAUUGAACAAGACACUCUUGGCUCGCAUGGAUGGCGUCCUGGCCGAACUCAAGGUACCACAGCGGCCCUUGCCCACCAAGCGAGUCUGUGAUCUUUACGACUCGGUGAGAAAGGACAUUUUGACGCUGCUGACACUGCAAAAGAUGCUGUUGCAAAAGGAAGGACACCUGCAAACCAAGCGAGUCAAAUAUAGUAAAAUGGGAGGAACCAUUCGUGUUGCGGACGAAGACACGGCAUUGGGCAUUCCAAAACCAAAACCGGCGCCUCCGGCUCCCGCUCCGACAACACCCGCUGCGCCUACCGUAGCCACGGGAACCGCUUCGUCCAAGCAAAAGACCACCAAAGCGGGCGGAAAGGGAAAGGCUGCCACCAAGACGGGUUCGGCAAAAGCGGCCAAGGCUGCCACGGCAUCUACAGACCCCGCCAGCAAAGCUGCACAGGCAGCAGGCAAGUCCACCGACAGUAAAAACAAGGGUGCCGACAUCAAGGGAGGCGCCAAACCUGCAGCGACUGCCGUCAAGGCGGGAGCAGCAGCCAAGGCAACCGUGGCUAGCAAACAAGCUCCAGGGGGGAAGCAAGCACCAGGUGGCAAACAGGCUGCAGGGACCAAACAGGCACGAAAACCCUCUACCAAACGAAAGCGCAAGUCAGAAGCCAAGUCGCCAUCGGCUGCUUCGGCAGCAGCGGCCGCCGCUGCGGUGGCAGCGGGGGCUCUUCACCAGCCAACGAACAUGAUCGCACCAGCAUCCCUCAAAGCACCACCCGUGCCGGCUGCCCCCGCCGCUUCCUUGCCGCCUCCCGUAGCACCAUCACCAGUAAUGCCACAUCAGAGCAAACCCGACACAGCAGCGGAAGCUAAGAGCGGCAAGAAACGGGCACGUAAAUCCUAGCUUCUCAAGUUUGUUGCAAUUUUGCAAAUUCAAGUUUUAGUUUACACAAGUUGGAUACUUG